This is a messenger RNA of Aethina tumida (small hive beetle), 1366 nucleotides long. Its product is annotated as transcription factor Adf-1-like. The record is from RefSeq and is a predicted model, not a curated record. Gene Ontology annotation, cellular component: nucleus; transcription regulator complex. NCBI's taxonomy places the organism in Eukaryota, Metazoa, Arthropoda, Insecta, Coleoptera, Nitidulidae. The transcript has 2 exons. The coding region runs from base 258 to 1328 and encodes 356 amino acids. Gene Ontology annotation, biological process: regulation of transcription by RNA polymerase II.
CCUGGUAACAGGAGGGGGGCUUAAUUGAAUCGGACAAGGAGGCCAUGGAAUUGGCGACGGAGAAAGAGAGAGAGAGAGAGAGAGUGAGUAAACAGCCCCACUACCAGCAUCAGAAUUGAACCUAAGUUAAUUGACUUAGGCCGGAUAGGCAGGGUACACGUUGUUCUACUCUCCCGUCGGCUUUUACGUUGAAAACACCAGUGUCGCGCGUAAGUCGAUACCGAUUUGCAGUUCUUGUUGGUGAAGAGCGAAAAUUAAUGGAUCAAUACAGAUUAAUUACAAUCGUUAGGCACAAUUUGACGUUGUGGGACAGGAGCUCCGAAUACUUCAACGACAAGGAGGUUAAGCAACAUGUCUGGGACAAAGUUGCUGAUUCGUUGGGUUCUACAGCGGAUGAAUGCAAAAACGUUUUCAAAGGACUAAGGGAGAAAUAUAUCCGGGAACGGGAGAAGUUCCAGAACGGACAACUACCUACUUGGGAGCUGUUCCAUCAUUUAACUUUCUUGGAACCACACAUAGUGGAGCGCCAAAAAUACUCAAUAUACAACAGCAACCAGAAGGAAUCAUCAAAUAUGAAUGUAUCACAUUGCAAUCCUCAAUCUUUCGAUAGAAACCUAAUUAAUAUUGUGCGGAAGACGGAACAGAUAUGGAACAGAAACUCCAACUCGUACACGAUGAACAGAAGUUUGAAAAACGAAUUGUGGAAGGAAAUAGGGAAGAAACUGAACAGAGACGAGAGGUAUUGCAUGCUGCGUUGGAAGGCGUUAAGGGAGAAGUACAUCCGCCAGAAAAACAAAGCCCAGCAGUUGGGCGAGCCUAGAUGGGAGCUGCUGGAAGAUCUGCAAUUCCUAGACCCGGUCAUACUCUACAGAAGGAAAGCCGAUGCGUCUGCUUGCAAUUACUCCAUCAUGAACCAGCAACAAAGCUUCAACGGUCUUCACAACGAACUCGUCGCAAGGAACAACGAGCACUUCUACCCAGCCAGCGACGACAAUUCGCUUAACGAUUCCAACGAGAUGACCAUCAAGUUGGAGGCCGAGACCGAAAGUCCGGACAGUUCGUUGGACAUGACGCAGAGUGAUCAAACGGAUGCGUACCCCUACGAGAAUCCAGACAGUUCCUACCGCAACACCAGCGAUAUUGACGCCAGGGAUGCGUUGCCCAGCGAAAACGACGAACCGGACGCUAAGAAAGCGAAGACGGAUGAUGACGAAGGGAAUACACCUGAAAAGUUAUUCGGGAACAUGGUCGUACUGAUGCUGAUGCGCAAACCGGAAGCCGAACGGAAUCUGGCCAUGGUCGAGAUAAUGAAAGUUCUUUCCAAGUGAUUAAUUAGUUUUAUUUUUGAUGUUCAGUUUGCAUUAAA